UUUUGUUUUUGUGAAAGUUUUAUGGUAAUUAUGAAAUUCUAUUUUUGUGUUCUCCACCCCUGUCCCUCCCAUCCCUUCAUAUUUCUUCAUUUGGGAGUUAGUUGUGAUUGAAAGAAAGUAUUUUGAUGCAUUGACAACCGGAUCUUCAUGAACUUGAGACACAUUGCUGCAUCUACUGUUUCCUGUAAACCAGGAAGCAAUAACAAUUUCUUUUUCUGGAUUUUAGUUUGCUUCUUGUUAUCAAGUUUGCUAGGAUCUCCUAAAGUAUUUGCUCAUUUCCAAUUAAUACAGCCUAUUGUUGAGUUUCCAUCUUCCUCCAUUUGUGGUCUUCAAUCUUUUGGCAAGGCACAAGUAUAGUUCUCAAGAUUCUUAGUCAUCUUCUGUAGUCUUCUUAUUUAAUCAAAGAACCAUGGUUUCCUCUCAGUUCUCUAUAUUAAAUGGAAACACUUCACAGAAGCCUUUCCUGAACCAUUUGCUUCUUCCAAGUGGGCCACCUGAUCUUUUGACUUAUUCUGAUUGUUUGGAUUCUGAAUUUUCUGAUGUGUUUGGUCCAUCUCCUGUUGAAGCCUCCAUAGCAGUAAACUCCAAGAAGCAUGGAAAUUUGGUAGUAAUACCAGGUUCAAAUGAAAACAUUUACAAUGAUCCUGCUGUAAUUCACAUUGGCUCACAAUCUUUACUGUCUCCCACAACCUGUAUUAGUCAGUCCUUGGAGCUUAGCAAGCUCACGUUACAUGACAAUUUGGAUCUUGUGGAGGAGGUCUUUCAAAAAACUAAGAACGAACUCAAGGAAGAUUCUGUUACCAAUGAUGCUGUAGAGAAAAAUAAUUUACAUUUGAAUAAUUACUGUCUAAAUGAUCAGACUAUUGGAGUUGAGGAUUUUGAUGUUUUGAAGGUUGUUGGCCAAGGCGCUUUUGGUAAGGUGUACCAGGUGAGGAAGGCAGGUACAUCAGAAAUAUAUGCUAUGAAGGUCAUGUGCAAGGAUAAGAUCAUGCAAAGAAAUCAAGCUGAAUAUGUAAAAUCUGAAAGGGAUUUAUUGACAAAGGUGGAUCACUCGUUUAUUGUGCGGCUCAGAUACUCAUUCCAAACCAAAUAUAGGUUGUACCUUGUGCUUGAUUUUGUCAAUGGUGGCCACCUUUUCUUUCAGCUCUAUCGCCAAGGCCUGUUCAGGGAAGAAUUGGCACGCUUCUAUGUUGCAGAGAUUAUUUGUGCAGUUUCUUAUCUUCAUGCAAAUGACAUAAUGCACAGGGAUCUUAAACCUGAAAAUAUUCUUCUCGAUGCCGAUGGUCAUGUAGUGUUAACAGAUUUUGGCCUGGCUAAGCAAUUCAAUAAGAAUGAAAGGUCAAAUUCUAUGUGUGGAACUUUAGAGUACAUGGCCCCUGAAAUUGUUAUGGGGAAAGGUCAUGAUAAAGUAGCUGACUGGUGGAGUGUGGGAAUUUUACUGUAUGAAAUGCUCACUGGAAAGCUUCCCUUCGCUGGUGGAAAUAGACAAAAGAUCCAGCAGAAGAUAAUUAAAGACAAAAUCAAGCUUCCAUCUUUUUUGUCAAGUGAAGCACAUUCUCUGUUAAAAGGGCUGCUGCAGAAGGAUGCCAGCAAACGCCUUGGAAGUGGACUAAGUGGAGGUGAGGAAAUUAAAGGUCACAAAUGGUUUAAAUCAGUCAGUUGGAAAAAACUGGAAGCCCGUGAAAUAAGGCCAAGCUUUGUCCCGGAAGUUGAUGGGAAGCAGUGUGUUGCUAACUUUGAGGAGCGGUGGACUACCAUGCCCUUGCUGGAUUCUCCAGCUGCAAGUCCCAAAAAGGAUGAUAAUACUUUCAAGAAGUUCUCCUAUACUGCUACUCCUGUUGUAUUGUGAUAGAAAUGCCAAAGGUUCAAUUAUAGCAGCCCAAUCAUGUAACAUAUAUAUUG
Molecule: messenger RNA, 1902 nt
Organism: Abrus precatorius (Indian licorice)
Lineage: Eukaryota; Viridiplantae; Streptophyta; Magnoliopsida; Fabales; Fabaceae
Product: serine/threonine-protein kinase AtPK2/AtPK19-like
Exons: 7
Coding region: 410-1849 (479 amino acids)
Biological process (GO): protein phosphorylation
Molecular function (GO): protein serine/threonine kinase activity; ATP binding
Source: RefSeq, a predicted model, not a curated record